AUGUCAUCUUUACCCAUUGUUUCAAUCACAAGACGAGAAACAUUUAGUUCUUGCCAUAGAUUACACAGUCAAUUUUUAAGUGAUGAAGAAAACAAAAAAUUAUAUGGUAAAUGCAAUAAUCCAAAUGGACAUGGACAUAAUUAUGUUGUUCUUGUGACAGUCAAAGGGCCAGUAGAUCCACAAACUGGAAUGGUGAUGAAUGUUCAUGAUUUAAAAGAAUAUAUGCAAUCUGCCAUAAUGGAACCACUGGACCAUAAAAAUUUAGAUCAAGAUGUAGCUUAUUUUAAAACUGUGGUGAGCACAACUGAAAAUCUAGCAAUAUUUAUUUGGGACCAGCUACAAAAAGUAAUGGCUAAACCUAAUUUGCUACAUGAAGUUAAAAUUUUAGAAACUGAAAAGAACCAUGUAGUAUAUCGUGGAGGAAACACAUAUCCCAGGAAGAAAUUUAACUCUUCUAAUCUCCAUUCCAGUCACCAUGACGUGUCUUCUGAUUCAGACUGA
Parnassius mnemosyne (clouded apollo) is the source of this 501-nucleotide messenger RNA. Lineage: Eukaryota; Metazoa; Arthropoda; Insecta; Lepidoptera; Papilionidae. The record is from the annotation of a GenBank genome assembly.